AUGGCGGACUCAAACUCCUCUGUUCGCAUCUCCGGAUUUGUUCUUGGUUCAUUGAUGUUUCAGCACUUUAACAGUGAUUCUGAUGUGGUAGGUAGUUAGCUAGAUAACUAAUGAUAUAAUUAAUGAUUGGAAAAAUAUCAAAGAUUAACUGCACACCUAUUAAUCAGGUGCGUCUACAGAAAAUAUGGGCAACUAACUAGCUAACGUUAUAUCGUUAGCUAACUAGCUAGCUGGCUAACGCCACAACAAAUAGAUAGGUCUGACCACAUAGCCUACUUACUCAGAUGCUGAUUAUGCCAGAGAUUGUUUAUUAUAUUUAACUAACCUUACACAUGUAUGUGCCUCAUUACAUUUUACAGGAAGGUCUCAUUCUUGGGGAGAGCAAAGCUGAAGCGAGAAGCAACAUCACUGAUUCUCAAAUCGACAACAUACAGUUUGAGCAUACAAUAAGUGAGUCAUCAGCUGUGCACUUGAAUCAUCAGAAUGUCAUCUUGGCUACAGUGUGAACUGACUUAUCUCACCGUGGUUUCUGUUCCAGACAUUCAGAAACAUAUAUCCUGUCGCAAGCUCAAUAGGUAAACUGCAGAGGUGAAAGGUUUCUUAAAAUUGUGAUUCAGCUGUGUGUGUAUUUCAACACUAUAUGGACCAUUUCUGCUAGCAGCAUGUCACUUCCAAUAAUAGUAUUUUUCUCCCUGCAUCCAAGCUUCUAUAAUAGAAUAGGGGAGGUGAACCAGGAUGAAGUAAGGUACCUUUUAUCCAACGAUAAGGAGGUAAGUGGAAUAGGACACCUUGGUAAUAUUGCUGUCACAAAUAGUGAUAUUUCAACUGAGUCCAGGGAUGUUUCCAUUUCUUUCCUAUCUUGUUUGAUAGCCAACAAAGCACACUUUUAUUCAGCCUCUUUCUAUUUAAUAAUAAUGUAUUCAACUUCUAUAGCGCUUUCAAUAAUAGAAAUCUCAAAGCGCUUCAAAAUAAAAAAAAAACGAACUCACAAACAAACAAGCAAUAUAACAUGGCAGGUCAGGUCAACCAAUAGAGGUCAAGUCUUUGAAUGCUGCAUCCUCUGCAGAUGUAGAGGGUCAGUUCAUGGCUUGAGUAGAGGGAGCUGGUCAGAAGAUGGUAGAUGAUGUUAGUGGUGGAGUCUGCUGAUGAUCUUGUAGAGGGCAAGUCAGGGAACAAACCAGACUGACUCUUAUAGCCACUGGACUUAUUUUCUUCCACUCUGUGUAGUGUAGCACCCACUUGGGUGAUGCCUCAGCAGCUCUGGGCACCAGAAAGCUCACUACACACAGUUCAGAAUAGUAGCCGUUGUCCUCUCUACAAGCCCUCUGCCUCAGCACUGUAUUCCCUGUAGCUCAGUUGGUAGAGCAUGGCGAUUGCAACGCCAGGGUUGUGGGUUCGUUUCCCACGGGGGGCCAGUAUGAAAAUGUAUGCACUCACUAACUGUAAGUCGCUCUGGAUAAGAGCGUCUGCUAAAUGACUAAAAUGUAAAUGUAUUUCUCCAUCUCAAGCGACUCCUCACAUGAUCUCAAAAUAUCAGGAACUGGCAGCCAGUUUAAAUAAAAAAAGCUGGUACAGUGCAUUCGGAAAGUAUUCAGACCCCUUGACUUUUUCCACUUUGUUACAUUAUAGCCUUAUUCUAAAAUUGAUUUAAAAAAAAAAAAAUCAUUAAUCUACACACAAUAGCCCAUAAUGACAAAGCAAAAACAAGUUUAGAAAUGUUUGCAAAUUUGUGAAAUAUUACAUUUACAUAAGUAUUCAGACCCUUUACUCAGUACUUUGUUGAAGCACCUUUGGCAGCGAUUACAGCCUCGAGUCUUCUUGGGUAUGACGCUACAAGCUUGGCACACCUGUAUUUGGGGAGUUUCUCCCAUUCCUCUCUGCAGGUCCUCUCAAGCUCUGUCAGGUUGGAUGGAGAGCGUUGCUGCACAGCUAUUUUUAGGUCUCUCCAGAGAUGUUAGAUCGGGUUCAAGUCUGGGCUCUCGCUGGGCCACUCAAGGACAUUCAGAGACUUGUCCCGAAGCCACUCCUGCGUUGUCUUGGCUGUGUGCUUAGGGUGGUUGUCCUGUUGGAAGGUGAACCUUCGCCCCAGUCUGAGGUCCUGAGCACUCUGGAGCAGGCUUUCAUCAAGGAUCUCUCUGUACUUUGCUCCGUUCAUCUUUGCCUCGAUCCUGCCUAGUCUCCCAGUCCCUCCCGCUGAAAAACAUCCCCACAGCAUGAUGCUGCCACCACCAUGCUUCACCGUAGGGAUGGUGCCAGGUUUCCUCCAGACAUGACGCUUGGCAUUAAGGGUAAAGAUUUCAAUCUUGGUUUCAUCAGACCAGAGAAUCUUGUUUCUCAUAGUCUGAGAGUCUUUAGGUGCCUUUUGGCAAACUCCAAGCGGGCUGUCAUGUGCCUUUUACUGAGGAGUGGCUUCCGUCUGGCCACUCUACCACAACGGCCUGACUGGUGGAGUGCUGCAGAGAUGGUUGUCCUUCUUGAAGGUUCUCCCAUCUCCACAGAGGAACUCUAGAGCUCUGUCAGAGUGACCAUCGGGUUCUUGGUCACCUCCCUGACCAAGGCCCUUCUCCCCUGAUUGCUCAGUUUGGCCUGGCGGCCAGCUCUAGGAAGAGUCUUGGCGGUUCCAAACUUCUUCCAUUUAAGAAUGAUGGAGGCCACUGUGUUCUUGGGGCCUUCAAUGCUGCAGACAUUUUUUGCUACCCUUCCCCAUAUCUGUGCCUUUACACAAUCCUGUCUCGGAGCUCUACGGACAAUUCCCUCGACCUCAUGGCUUGGUUUUUGCUCUGACAUGCACUGUCAACUGUGGGACCUUAUAUAGACAGGUGUGUGCCUUCCCAAAUCAUGUCCAAUCAAUUGAAUUUACCACAGGUGGACUCCAAUCAAGUUGCAGAAACAUCUCAAGGAUGAUCAAUGGAAACAGGAUGCACCUGAGCUCAAUUUUGAGUCUCAUAGUAAAGGGUCUGAAUACUUAUGUAAAAAAGGUAUCUGUUUAUGUUUAAUGAAUUUGCACAAAUUUCUAAAAGCCUGUUUCAACUUGAAAUCAAUUUUAGAAUAAGGAUGUAAUGUAACAAAAUGUGGAAAAAGUCAAGGGGUCUGAAUACUUUCCUAAGGCAUUGUACGUGUCCAGGUACAUUUUUCUAAAAAACAUUAGCCAGCUUACUAGCCAAGCAACAAAAAAAAGUUUGCCUGUCAGUCAAUGUGCAAAUCCAUGGCUCAAAACCACCAGAAAUGCAAUAAAAUGUAAUUGUCAUCAAAAACUAAAACGUUAGGUCUGAAAACAAUGAAAAAAUAACUAAAUGUACAGGAGCUCUCUGUCUAUGCUGCUACCAGGGCAACUAUCAACUUCAACUUUAUUUGACUUUCCUAUCCAGGAGAAUGUGAUUGGUUGGUAUAAACAGCGGAGAAACACAGAUCAACAAAUUACCUUCAGAGAGCAGGUAGUCCAUGAGAACCUGAAGAGAGCACUCUCCAAUCACGAGCUGAUCUUUCUGCUCCUGACACCCAGUGAGGUCACAUCAUCAGGCUCCACUCACAAACUGGAGUAUGCAGUCUACAGAUCACAUUGCAGGUCAGUACAUUCACAUUGUGAUGUCCUUCACACGGUUUUUAAUUAAACUGUUAGUGUUUUGCCAUGGGAUCUUUAGUGAGUGAUUGUAUGUUUUAAGGUCUGAACUCUCUCUGUGUUGCUCUGUCUGAGUAGUCAGUACCGCAGCGUUCCUGUCCUGGUCAGCAACCUGGGUUUGUUGGAACAGCAGGACUACUGGAGACUGUCUGCAUCUUGUUCAUCAGUCAACUACAACCGUGCUGUUUGGAAACACAGGUACUAGCUUUGCUGACCCUUGGCAUUGGUUACUAUUGACUUUGAAAAAUAUAGUCUGAGUGUGUUUGUCUGGUACAUUUACGUCAUUUAGCAGACGCUCUUAUCCAGAGCGACUUACAAAUUGGUGCAUUCACCUUAUAGCCAGUGGGAUAACCACUUUACAAUGUUUUUUUUUUUUUUUGGGGGGGGGGGUGUAAGGGGGGUAGAAGGAUUAGUUUAUCCUAUCCCAGGUAUUCCUUAAAGGAAGUGGGGUUCCAAGUGUCUCCGGAAGGUGGUGAGUGAGUGGUACCUGUAUGAGUAGUCUUCCACUUUUCUCUUUUGUUCUGUGUAGAUCUAGAUUCUUCUCCUUAGAUGGAUCCCUGCAGGAGGUGGAUGAGAUUAAUGAAAUGAACAACUCCUUGCAGGUUGAACUGAAGGUAAGUUGAAUGGAUAGAAAAGAUCAAUGAAAAACGUACAAAUGACUAUGGACAACCAUUGGUAAACGUCUGGCGUCACCUGGGAUUUCGGUUUUUCUCUUCAGAUGGCAUGUAAGAAAGUGGAGGAGAGUGAGCGAUUGGUCGAGGAGCUGCUUGAAGAUGUUUCGUCUCUAAGGAGGACUGUCAGUGAGAGGAAACAAGAGCAGAAAGAAAGUAUGACGUGACCUUCGGCUGUUCUUGAUUUCUGAAAUGUACUCUUACUAUUGAGUGUGUUAAGCAUGUUUUACUUACUUUUGUGUUCCCCAACUCAGCAGAUGGAGACUCCACUCCAGCCCAGUCUCAGGAGAAUGUACUGCUCUGUGAGGCCAUUAAGACACUGUUCCCUGGGGCAGCUCUCCUCCAAACACAGGCUCUAACCUUCCAGGGGUUCCCCGUGCCCGAGUUCUGCUGUAACACUGACCAUGGCAUAGACAUCACCACGACACUGCCUUUGAUCCUGACUCAUACAGUCCCCAAAGCCAGGAAGGGGAGGCUUGGAAGAGGCGGAGCGACGUCCUGGAGAAAACAUCCCCUUUGUGAAUCAUCCGAAGCGCCCAAGAGGAGGAAACGCAUGCUGGAGGAGACUGAGGGGUCUUCAUUGUCAGUCAGUGGGUCAGAAACCGAGGAGGAUUUGAUACCAGCCAAUCAAAACUGA
Molecule: messenger RNA, 4927 nt
Organism: Coregonus sp. 'balchen'
Lineage: Eukaryota; Metazoa; Chordata; Actinopteri; Salmoniformes; Salmonidae
Source: the annotation of a GenBank genome assembly